Molecule: messenger RNA, 2598 nt
Organism: Sclerotinia sclerotiorum 1980 UF-70
Lineage: Eukaryota; Fungi; Ascomycota; Leotiomycetes; Helotiales; Sclerotiniaceae
Exons: 7
Coding region: 1-2598 (865 amino acids)
Cellular component (GO): membrane
Source: RefSeq, a predicted model, not a curated record
AUGGAUUGGUGGGGUGCAAUCUUCAUUGUCGUAGGACUUAUUUUCUUUACUUUCGCCAUCAUCGAUUCGGCCCACGCACCCAAUGGCUGGAAGACGCCCUAUAUCUAUGUUCUAUUUGUCAUCGGUUGCUUGUUGCUUCUUGUAGCUGCAUACAUCGAGAUGCGGACUAAGCAAGCUUUGAUCCCAAGUUCAUUUUUCAAGGUUCCAUCCAUGGUACCGCUAGUCUUUGCACUCUUUUUGUGCUAUGGUUCUCUGGGUAUUUUCUUACUUUAUGCCACGUUCUACAUGACUGGGGUCAUGGGUGGCACCCCAUUACAACUUGUGGCGUGGUACGCACCAAUGGCUUUGGGCGGAUGCAUAAUCUCUACAGUUGGAGGCUUUGUUCUGCACUUACUACCGGGAACAGCCCUUGUAGUCACAGCUGGUGUAGCCUGGAUUGUUGCACCUUUGCUCUUCGCUAUUGCCCCAGCUGGUGCCAAUUAUUGGGCAUAUAUAUUCCCCGCCAUGAUGUGUGCCACGAUUGGUAUCGACAUAACGUUCACAGUCGCAAAUAUAUUUUUCACUACGUCUCUAUCGGAAUCACAGCAAGGCCUUGCUGGUUCCAUGGUAAUGCUCAUUCUACAUUUGGGCAUUGCAGUUUGUCUUGGAUUUUCAGAUAUCAUCAACACUUAUACUUUAGAUCGGCUGGGCCUUAGACAGAGUUACCACGCAGUAUUUUGGUUCGAAGUUGCAUGUGCAGGUGUAUCAUUGAUAAUAAUGGCUCUCUUCGUCAAGAUCAAGAGAGCGGAGAGUGAAUUGACAGUUGAUGAAAGAAUCGCGGCGUUGAAUGCCGUACCAUUGCAACUCAUAAGCAAUAUGAACUUUCCAGAUUGCGAGCAAUCCGCCAGUGUGGAGACCGAGACGCCGGUUCUUAGUAAACUUAGACGCUCGUGUGAAGCAUGCCGGUCGUCCAAAGGGAGAUGUUUACCAAGUAGGGAUGAUCCUACUCGAUGUUUAAAACGCGUUGCCGAGAUGGAACAGAAACUCAAUGGAAUUCUGAAUCUUCUGGCAACUAAAACUCCAACUGAGUCUCCGCCUCCUCCUGCCUCAGCACCUGUAUCUUCGCCAGAAUCCUUGCCUUUGGAUCUAUCAGAUAUUUUCGAGCUUUCUUUUCCACUAUUACCAAUGGAUGGCACGAGUCCCAAACCAUUUCAGCAAAUGCCUUCUUCCCCAACCCUUGAAUUUGGCUUGCAAGAUGUAAUCGCAAGGGGUAUAGUCAGCACCAGACAGGCCGAAGAAGCUCUGAGGGAAUUUGCCAGCAGAGCUUCAGCCUUCCCAUUUAUACUUCUUCCUCCGCACACCUCUCUGGAAACUCUGCGGCAUGAACGACCUGUCCUAUUGCUUGCAGUUCUGACGAGUACUGGCGAAAACAAUCUUCCUGUUCAUCAUGUACUCGAGAAGGAGCUUCGUGAAACCAUAAGUAACCGUAUUAUUAUGCAUGGAGAAAAGAAUAUUGAUUUACUACAAGGAAUUCUCUUACAUCUUGCUUGGUCGAAAUCGAGUGCAGCACAAACCAGCUACUCGAAUAUUCUUGGCUUUGAAUGUCCGACAAAAUUGACUCCCAUUGAGAUCGAGGAAAGAAGAACCCUUGUCGGAUGUUUCUGUGUGACAUCAUCUCUAAAAUACCAUGACUAUAUUGAAGAAUGUUGCCAAGUAUUAGCAGAGGUCGGCGCUUCCGAAACAGAUAGACUAUUACCGCUGUUCACGCGAAUCCAUCGACUUGGUGAGGAGGUUAGCGACUCUUUUGAUUACUGCAAUCAUGGAGAGCUGGCUAAGCUUGACCCGGUGCGAAUCGAGAUGCUCAACAGGACGUUGUCCCAGCAGUUCCACGAUAUACAGCGAUAUUUUCCCGCUGAAGCUUGGAGCAAUCAUGCAAUAAGAAUGACAUAUGCGCAUCUCCGCAUACACAUUACGGAAAUCGGCCUCCACGCUUCUGCAUCAGAUUUUGAUCGAUUCCCGAUCCCUACAGCAUCCAGCCGGACCUCUUGGUAUCAUGCUUCCGCGAGAACAGAAAUGUUGAUCCGAUGUCUACAAGCUGGGAAAGAUUAUCUCGAUACAAUUUUAUCUCUAACGGCGCAUGAGUUUUUCGGUCUCACAGCAUCAGACUAUCUAAAUUUAUUCUACGUGCUUUUUCUUCUGGGAAAAUUCUGCGAAGGUUGCGAUUCACCCUCACUUGACGGCGAACAAGUCCGUCAAGCCACGAACCUCGGCUUUUACUUUGAUUCGCUUGACGAAAAACUCGCUUCCUUCCUCCAAUACACGAAUGGUCAGCUUCAACGAAGCAGCAUCUUGAACAUAAAACUCUUAUGCCAAGAGAUCAAGAAAUGGUACAUGCGAGUUAUAUCUGGGCCACCAGGCUCCGACCAAGCCAUGCUCAAUGGCUUGAACGUCUCAUUUACAGAUGUUGUACCUUCUAUUCAACAUCUUUGCGGUACCCUUAUUAGUUCGUCUACGUAUUUGAAAGCGUAUGUGAAAGAGGGAGAUUGUCCAUCCGCUCAUACGGUAGCUCAAUGGAUGGCUUACAUGGCUGCCGAGAAGAGUGUCACGAUGGGGGCAUGA